CAUCGCCACUGGGGUGAAACCGAACACACGGGACGCGAUAGCGACGGCAGCGAUGCGAAACGCGCUUUUACGUCACUCGCAUCGCUUGUCUCCAAGAAAUUUGAUUGGCUAUUAAAUUGGAGGGAUUUUGACAUUUUCAAAGCAGUCUGUGUCAGAUAAUAAAGAUGAAGUGUCACAAGAUUUUACUGGAACUGACAGAAAUCUUGCUGUUAAGUCUCCUCUAUAAAAAAAAACAACCAAAAAAACCUUGGAUUCAUCCAAUAUUACGGACAAGGAAACAGCAUGGUGAAUAUCAUCAUUUGAUGGCGGACCUCAAGGCUGAUCCAGAUAAAUUCAGAGCCUACUUUCGCCUAAGCCCUGAACUUUUUGCCAAACUACUCACCAUGGUAACCCCAAAAAUAGAGAAGAUUCACACAAACAUGAGGGAACCCAUCAGUCCUGAAGAACGGCUUGCUAUCUGUCUGAGAUUCCUUGCAACAGGAGAUUCUUUUGCCACAAUUGGAUUCAACUACCGUCUGGGAAACUCAACAACUGGAAAAAUUGUGGAUGAAGUCUCACAAGCCAUUUGGGAUGUGCUACAACCUGAGUACAUGCCAGAGCCAACAACAGAUGACUGGAAGGCCAUUGCAGAGGGUUUUAAAACAAGAUGGAAUUUUCCAAACUGCAUUGGUGCGCUAGAUGGGAAACAUGUUGUGCUGCAAGCUCCUCCAUCCUCAGGCUCCAAAUAUUUCAACUACAAAGGCUCCCAUUCUAUUGUCCUCUUAGCUGUAGUUGAUGCUGACUACAUAUUUAGGGUCAUUGAUGUGGGAGGAUAUGGGAGGAACAGUGAUGGGGGCAUUCUGUCAGAGUCUCCUCUGGGGAAACGUUUGAGGGCAGGCACACUGGGCAUACCUGAAGACACCACACUACAAGGUGCAGAGGACCUAGGGCCAAUGCCACAUGUACUUGUGGCAGAUGAAGCUUUCCCCCUCCAACGGCACAUCAUGAGGCCAUAUCCAGGUAGACAGUUACAAAGAAAAGAGAGGUGCUUCAACUACCGCUUGUCUCGCGCCAGGAGAAUAGUUGAGAAUGCCUUUGGCAUCCUUUCUACCCAGUGGCGAAUGUAUCGCCGUGUUCUGGGUAUCUGCCCAAGAAAAGCUGAUUCUGUCGUAAAGGCAACGUGCAUUCUUCAGAAUUACAUGCGGCAAAAUGGAGAAAUGCAGAGAGAGAUUUCACAGUCGCCAACCACUGACAUCAUGAGAGAAGCCGGUUUGGAGGCCAUCACCCAGACUGGCUCAAACAACUCAAGCAAAGAGGCAGCUUCAAUCAGAAAAAAAUACUGUGAUUAUUUCAACUCACCAGCUGGUGAGGUGCCAUGGCAACAUGAAAUGGUAUAGUUGGGUUACAGGCACCUUUUUUUUUUCUGUUUCCUUGUACUGUAUGGUGUUGAGGACUUUUCACCAUUUUAAAUUGCUAUGUUGUACGUGAAUUCACUGAAAAUUAGUUCAGAAAAGUGACUCCACAUUAUUGGUUCAUAGUUGUCCUUGU
This is a messenger RNA of Archocentrus centrarchus (flier cichlid), 1527 nucleotides long. Its product is annotated as protein ALP1-like. The record is from RefSeq and is a predicted model, not a curated record. The coding region runs from base 165 to 1376 and encodes 403 amino acids. The transcript is spliced from 2 exons. Lineage: Eukaryota; Metazoa; Chordata; Actinopteri; Cichliformes; Cichlidae.